ACAUUCUUCCGAGAAAAUGGCGGUUGUUGUCUUUGGCAAUAGUUCCGUAAUAAAUUCUAAUUUCUCUGUAUUUGUUUAAAAUUUGCAAGAUUAAACUGAUGUAUAAAAUUGUUAUACACAAUUUAUGGGAGCCGUGUAUAAGGAAUGCAAUAUUCCGUGUUUUAAUCCAACAUGCAUGGAAUCUAAAUUAGUGCUAACAACGCGGUUUUUCAUUGCGUUUAUUUGGUCUAAUAUUGUUCUGUGUGUUUAUUGUAUGCGUUUAAAUCGGCAAUAAUUUGAUCAUGGUUGUGUUUACGAAAAGUGCUUAAUAUACAGUAUUGAGUGUCAUGUUUUGGGACGCUAUAGAAGUAUAAUGUGUCAGUGAUAAUUUGUUAGUUUGAUAACAAUGGGUGAAACUGAGGAGUUUAACACACUAGCGUUUGAGAAACGUUUGAUGCAGCUGAAAGAUACUCAGGAGAGUAUCCAGGGCUUGUCAUCAUGGUGCCUUAAACAACGGCCGCAUCAUAAAAAGAUAGUAUCAAGUUGGUUGAAUGUUUUGAAAAGGGUGAAGGUGGAACAGAGAUUGGUUCUGUUCUACUUGGCGAAUGAUGUGAUCCAGUACAGCAAGAGGAAGAACUAUGAGUUUGUGGAGAGCUGGGGGCUCAAUUUGCAAAAGGCUACUCCAUUGGUCAGAGAUGAAAAAGUCAGGCCAAAAAUACUCCGAAUCUUCAAGAUUUGGGAACAGAGAUCAGUAUACGAUGAUGAGUUCCUAUCGGAUCUAACCGGCUUGCUUAGUGCUGGUGCCAUUAAGAAAACUGAUGAUGAUUCAGAGUUCCAAGAUUAUUUUCAGCCAACGCAAUUAGUUAACAAGAUAAAGCAAUGUUCCGUACUGGAGGCGGAUACAGAUAUGAGGCUCAAAGACAUUCAUGAUAGUCAUUUAGAACUAUCUGAUGCUGAUUUACUGAGAGCCAGUCUCAAGGGUUUGUAUGAAGAAAGGGGCAAUAAAGAUGAUGUAGAAAAGGAACUGAACGAUGGCAUUGCUUGCGUGGAACGGUACACAGCUGCGUUACAAAGGGAGAUAGUAGCCAGAGAGGCCUUGUUAGCGUUGUUAACGUCUGCCACACAGUACUAUUCUACGCAGAGGGGUGAAGUCAAAGUUGUCGCCUAUGCGUACAAAAACUUCGGGGCCCGCGUCCGAGCUCUAAAGCGCAAACUAGACGAGCUAACGCCGUCGCUGCCCAACGCCGCGCCGUCGCCGCCGCAGCGCGACGAGGACGUACCCUCGCCGGGACCUGAUGAGGAUCUGGAGCUGCCCGUGCCUACUGAUGGAGGGGAUGAAGAUGAGAUUGCCUACAACAUCGACCAGACGUUCAACUCGUCGAUAGCUGCCGAUGGUUCGCUCUACAACUUGGGGUUGACUUCAUUCCUUACAUCCGACAAUCCCAUGGCUUUGUUCAACGAGUCCACUGAAAAUGUUAAUAAUGCCAACAAAAUCGAAGUGAUAAAUAAUAGGCCGAACGAUAAGCAAGAUUUUAACAUAAACGAUGUUAUUAAAAACCUCAUGUCCGACAACAAUACCAACGCUUCGGACAAUAACUCAGUAACAAGCGCUCCGAUGUCCCAAAAGUCACAAGACGCGUUGCCCGGGUUGCCCGGGCUAGAUUUACUAACCCCGGAUACACCAAGCAACCCGCCGCCACCAACCUCCUUCUAUGGUACCAUGGACCUUACGGAUGAACCGGAGCCCUAUCACCCAGAACCUACGAGUCCAUGGAGUAGUAAUUGGAAUAUGCCUCGCGGCGUGCCCCCGCUGGCGGCGGGCGUGUUCGCGGACACGCCGGAGUCGCCGCCGCCCGCGCCGCGCCCGCCGCCGCCCGAGCCCCUGCACUACCCACAGGAAAUUCCAACAGACGUAGACCACAGAGGGAUAUUACCUCCUCCUCCACCUCCACCUACGUUACCACUACUUGGCCAGCUAGAAGACGUAGAUCACCGCAUGUUGCCGACGCUGCCGCCGCCGCCCGCGCUAGCGCCGCCGCCCGUCCGCCAUCCCACUGUACAGCAUCAAGAUGUAGACCACAGGAAUUUAAUAUCAUUAACGCACCAACCGGUUCCUAGGCCGCUGAACCCGCCCUUAUCAAUGGAUCAAGAUUACAGAGUACCGCCGAUGGUGCCGCCCUCAGAUAUAGUGGAGAGCGUCGACAUGGACCUGUCUGAGGACGAGGAUCAACAACGUAUGUAUUCGAACCAGCAGAAUCAGCCGGAACGUAGACACAGCUUCAACAACAACAAAGUAUUAGUUGGCGGCGACAACGGAAAGGUCCACAACGAUCAUAAUCACACAAACCUUAUACAGAUCAAAAGCGAUAAGAAAGAGUCGCAUUCAGCCCCAGUCCUACCCCCCAUGGUCAACCCCUUCGAUGCCAUGCCACCCUCCCUCAAAAACUUCAACAUGAACUUCCAACAGCCCCCAACUUACCCAAAAACCUUCGACCUCACAGAAGAAAAUUCAAAUGACAGCGCUUACGAAGAGGACUUGAGAAACAGAGGUUUAGAUAAACCACCUAAUCAGGAAAUCAGAAACCCGUCCCCCCCAUUCGAAGACUUUGCGAACGACGACUGGGUACAACCUCAUCCGAGGUUCAUGAACCCUCGGUUCCCAAGGAAUUGGGGUCCUAGGACUAAUUUCAGGCCACAAGGGUUCUCCCCGCAGCAACCCUGGCCGAGGAAUGGGCCUCGACCCCCCAACCGAUGGAUGGGGCCACCGAGGCAAAGGUUUUGGUGAAGUGAAAGUGUGUGACAGUGUUCUUACUAUAUAAAAGACCAGGUUUAAGGAAGUA
Helicoverpa zea (corn earworm) is the source of this 2819-nucleotide messenger RNA. Its product is annotated as regulation of nuclear pre-mRNA domain-containing protein 2. The record is from RefSeq and is a predicted model, not a curated record. The transcript has 15 exons. Gene Ontology annotation, biological process: mRNA 3'-end processing. NCBI's taxonomy places the organism in Eukaryota, Metazoa, Arthropoda, Insecta, Lepidoptera, Noctuidae. Gene Ontology annotation, molecular function: RNA polymerase II complex binding. Gene Ontology annotation, cellular component: RNA polymerase II, holoenzyme. Bases 386 to 2764 code for a protein of 792 amino acids.